Messenger RNA from Linum tenue, 2156 nucleotides. The record is from the annotation of a GenBank genome assembly. NCBI's taxonomy places the organism in Eukaryota, Viridiplantae, Streptophyta, Magnoliopsida, Malpighiales, Linaceae.
AUGGGCGCAUUGCCUAAGCAUGAUGACCAAUAUACUCCCUCGUCUCACCAUCUCUCCCUAUUGCAAGAGGUUGUCGAUAGCCAAUUAGGGUCGGCAGGAUUAUUGAUUAGGAGUUACAAACGAAGUUUCAAUGGAUUUGCGGCAACACUAACCGAUGAUGAGGCCCAAAAGAUUUCAAGCAGAAAAGACGUCGUCUCUGUUUUCCCGAGUAAGAAGUUGCAGCUCCAGACCACGAGAUCAUGGGAUUUCUUAGGCCUUCCUCAACCCACAAUGAUUAAGAACCCUGUGGGCAUUGCCAAUGAUGUUGUGGUCGGAAUUAUAGAUAGUGGAAUCUGGCCGGAACUACCCAGUUUCGAUGACCGUGGUUUUGGUCCUCCGCCAGCGAAAUGGAAGGGUGUUUGUAGAGGCGGAACCAAUUUCACCUGUAACAAUAAGAUCAUCGGCGCCCGAUACUACUCUUCCCAAUCGGCAAGAGACGACCAAGGUCACGGGACCCACACGGCGUCGACGGCAGCAGGAAACGUAUUGAAGGACGUCAGCUUCUAUGGGCUGGCGAGCGGCGUCGCCAGAGGCGGACUUCCCUCCGCUCGAAUCGCCGUCUACCAGGUGUGCGACGACCUCGGCUGUUCGUCGGCGGACAUUCUGGCCGCCUUCGACGAUGCAAUAGCAGACGGCGUCGACGUUAUCUCCGUAUCGAUCGGGACGCCCGAGGCCGUUGAUAUAGACGCCGACACCGUCGCAAUCGGCGGGUUUCACGCGGCGCGCCGAGGAAUCCUCACCGUACAUUCUGCCGGGAACAGCGGCCCCCAAUCUGCCACCACUUGUAGUGUAGCUCCGUGGUUGCUCUCCGUCGCCGCCAGCACCAUCGACCGAAAAUUCGAGUCCAAAGUUGUUCUCGGUAACAGGAAGAUAGUCACGGGGAUUUCAGUGAAUGCAUUCGCGUGGAAUGGGCUGGAGUCGCCAUUGUUACAUGGAGAUCCAUCAAUUGGUUGCCCAGGAGCUUGUGGGAACAAAAUUGUGAUAUGCGAUUCCAUCAACGAAAAGGAGCUGGCUUUUGAAGCUGGCGCCAAGGGAGUUAUAUACCCUUACAACACUCCCGAUGCCGCCUCUGUUGUCGCCUUGCCUGCCGCCGCGGUGGAUUUCCAAACCCUUGACGCCGUCAUCUCAUAUCAGAACUCUACUAAAAAUCCAGUGGCGAAGAUACUAAAAAGCGACACUGUGAGAGAUCCAGGAGCGCCAUUGGUGGCUUCCUUUUCCUCCAGAGGUCCGAAUUCGAUCAUCUCUGGUAUUCUCAAGCCGGAUGUGAGUGCUCCUGGGGUGGAUAUCUUGGCUGGGUUUUCUCCGGUGGCAUCAUUAUCUGAAAAUCCCUAUGACAAAAGACGAUACAAUUUCAAUGUGUUAUCCGGAACUUCUAUGGCCUGCCCACAUGUCACCGGCGUAGUUGCUUACCUCAAAACCUUGCACCCCGAUUGGUCUCCUUCCGCUCUCAAAUCCGCCAUCCUCACCACCGCGACACCAAUGCAUCCGGGGAAUGUUCAAGAUCCAACCCUUACAUACGUAUCCACAGAAUUCGCUUAUGGGUCUGGGCAGCUGAAUCCUGUGAAUGCCACAAAUCCAGGACUUGUCUAUGAAACAUCAGCACAAGACGACAUCAACUUGCUCUGCAAUUUGGGCUACGAUACCGCCAGAAUCAGAUCCGUCACAGGUGACAAAAACAGCACUUGCCUUGCCCGAGCUGACCCAGCUGCUAUAAAGGACUUCAACUACCCUUCCAUAACCGCUGAUGUUUCGCGCACGAGGGCUGCUUUCCAAAUUUCAUUUCUAAGAACGGUGACGAACGUGGGAACAGCGACGUCGACGUACACAUCCCAAAUUGUGCCGAACAUGGGAAGACUGAAGAUUGAAGUGACGCCGCCGGUUCUUUCUUUUGGGUCCUUGAAUGAGAAGAAGUCUUUCACCGUGACUGUAUCGGGAGGUAAAGCUCCGGCGGAUGGGUUUUUGGCCUCUGCUUCACUGAUUUGGAGAGAUGGGGUUCAUAGUGUUAGAAGCCCAAUUGUUAUUUACACAUAAUAAUAAUGAUCCUUCAUAAUUUCCCAUCGCUUGUUCAUCUGAAUAUGAAGAGAAUUAGGCUUGGCAACAGGACGGAUCGGGGCCGG